GAAUUAAAAAUAUUUAAUAUUCUCAUGAAUUCAAAUUCAAUGUAUUAUGCUUCAGAGUUCAUUGUCUCUCCCAACAACAUAGAAAGAGAGAGAAAGGGUCUCACCUCAAUGCAAUUCAGAUUCUGAAAGCCAAAGCUUCCCAUAGUUGGAAAACCAGUGAAAGAAUGCCAGGGAAACCUGAAACUGAUGAAUGUGGAGUUAAGCAUAGUGAGCAUGUCCAUUUGUCAUCUUCCAUUUAUUCUCAUCAACCUUGGUUGCUUGAAAAUGCCUCCAAAUCAUCUUCACUUCAUCAGCUCAAUGGUUCAAUCAUGAAUGGUGUCACAAAUUCAGAAGUCUUGGUUUCUCCUUCAGUCUCAGGUGAGGACGUUGCCAAGGAGCGGCGAAACAUCAAACACGUCCAGUCCUCAACUCCAUUUACCAUGGACAAACACCUUGAUCUAAGCUCGCAGACGGAGCUUGUUGGUCAUUCAACUGUUUUAGCAUCUCCUUAUUCAAAUCCACAAUUUGGUCAAUUCUUGACUACUUAUGGACAACCAGCUAUGAUGAACCCUCAGCUAUACAACAUGCAUCAUGCUAGAGUUCUUUUGCCACUUGAAAUGGAAGAGGAACCUGUUUAUGUCAACGCAAAGCAGUAUCAUGGUAUUUUGAGGCGAAGACAGUCGCGCGCCAAGGCCGAGCUUGAAAAGAAAGUUAUUAAAGUUAGAAAGCCGUAUCUUCACGAAUCCCGUCACCUACAUGCUUUGAGAAGGGCAAGGGGGAACGGCGGUCGCUUUCUCAAUACAAAGAAGCUCGAACAUAACGAUUCUAAUUCUAAUUCCGCUCUAGAAAAAGGAAACAAUCCUGAUGCAACAUUGGUUACCAACAAAGAGAAUCAAGGCUCGUCAAACGCGUCACUGUCCGUGCACAAAAUGCAGGGUUUCGACAUCGAUUAUCGUGACGGAAAUGGCUUUACAGCGGUAUGUCAUUCACAGGAGAGUGACUCAAGUGGUGCUAUUAAAUGACCCUCCCUCAACUAUACAGCAAUAGGUGAAGAUGAAGGGUUUUGCCUCAUCCAACUUAUGAUGCUGUAAUUCAAUGGCAAUUCAUUCUUGGCUCAGUUACUUAUAGAUUAUAGUGGUGAGACCCAUGACAUGACAUGGCAUGGUAUGGUACACUUCAUGCAUUGUUUGGUCCCCCUUUGCUUGUGUUUCUCUUUACAACUCCAUUUGAAAAAAUGGGUGAAAGGAAUAAAAAAAAUCAGUUUGGUUUGUGAAUUUUACAAGAAUCACUUGUGUGACAUAUACUCCACAAAAUCUUAAAGCUUUCAUUAAUCUUAUC
Messenger RNA from Lathyrus oleraceus (garden pea), 1317 nucleotides. RefSeq names its product nuclear transcription factor Y subunit A-9. The record is from RefSeq and is a predicted model, not a curated record. Gene Ontology annotation, cellular component: CCAAT-binding factor complex. Gene Ontology annotation, molecular function: DNA binding; DNA-binding transcription factor activity. Lineage: Eukaryota; Viridiplantae; Streptophyta; Magnoliopsida; Fabales; Fabaceae. Gene Ontology annotation, biological process: regulation of DNA-templated transcription. The transcript is spliced from 7 exons. The coding region runs from base 165 to 1001 and encodes 278 amino acids.